AAUGGUUUCUCCAUUUGGUUCGAAUUUCAACGUCUAUUACGUACUGAGUUCUGAGAUACGGUGAUGGUGUUUAUGGCAAUGGAGAACAACGAGAACCUUAAUUUAGUUGGUAGUGCUGAAAGGAUCCCCUGCGAUUUCUGCAGCGAAGAGAUAGCAGUCUUGUACUGUAGAGCGGAUUCUGCUAAGCUCUGUUUGUUCUGCGACAGGCAUGUCCACUCCGCUAACGCUGUAUCCAGUAAGCACCUACGUUCUCAGAUCUGCGACAAUUGUAAUUCCGAGCUUGCUUCCAUCCGUUGCUCCACUGACAAUCUGGUGCUCUGCCAGGAGUGCGACUGGGACGCCCACGGCCUCUCCUCUGUCUCCGCUUCCCACGACCGUAGUCCGCUGGAGGGUUUCUCCGGCAGCCCAUCCCCACUCGAACUCGCUUCCAUCUGGGGUUUGGAUCUCGGCGGCGAUAAGAAAUCUCCCCCACCCCCCAUGAUGCCGCCAACGGGUGACCAUAUGGUGGUGUUCCCAGAUUGGUCUUCUCUGGAUCUGGUUAUGUUGGUAGAUCCCUUGGCUUACAAAUCAGGAUCCGCCGCAACGACUACUUUUCAGGAACUAGUGGUUCCGAAUGACAAGAAGUCUCACAUGUACCCUGAUGUUCCAUGCGCCGAUAUGACCCCAGCCACUUCUAAGCGGCAGCAGAGUUGCAGCAACGGAAAGCGAAAGCUCGUCAUUCUUAAGCAGCUGGUUGAAUUGCUCGGGCGGGGCCUUCCUGACGACUUGCGCCCAGGGACGCCUGGUAGGACUAGUGCGCAACAGGGGAAAGUUGAAGGUCUUGAUUUUCGUUCUAAGGUUGACAGGGCCAUGGAUGAGAACAUAUCGUUGCAUCACCAAGCACCAUACACUUCUAUGCUUCCGGAUAGUGUUGUUCUGAGACAGAACGACGGUCUGGCUGAAAAUAAUAUUCUAUGGGCUAAUCCUCCCGAACAGGCCAGUCAGAUUUGGGAUUUUAAUUUAGGAAGAUCAAGGGAUCAUGAGGCAUCUGGCCCAUUAGAUGUAGGAUAUGGUACAAGCAAUGCAGGUUUUGUGAUCAAAAGUUAUAGUGACAUUAUUAAAGAACCUCCCUGGGAAACCAUGAGAGUUCUAAAAGACAUUUACCAGAUGAAUUGCUCUACAGCACGUGAAUUCUCAUCACAAAAUACUAACUCAAACAACCCAGCUGCAAGCCAGGGGGCAACAAUAGCUGAAAGCAAUAAUGUACCUAUGGUAAGGGCAUCAUCAAGUUCAACUUUGGCUAAACCUAAAGCCAGUGGCAGCUCUAAAGAUGUCCAUUUCGUGCAACAGCCUGUACUGACUAGAGAUGAAACCAUGCCAGCAGCAAUAAUGGAGGUUGACAUGGAGUUGCUGACAAAGAAUAGGGGCAAUGCCAUGUUACGUUACAAGGAGAAAAAGAAAACCCGAAGAUAUGAUAACCACAUCCGCUAUGAGUCGAGGAAGGUUAGGGCUGAUACUCGGAAACGAGUGAAGGGUCGGUUUGCCAAGGCUAGUGGAGCUUCAUCAGAUGUUGAAAUCGACAGUUGAAUGGGUUUUGAGGAUGAGCUACUCAUAUCCUGUGUAAAUACUGCAACCAGUACUUUCUCUACCAUGAAUGUAUAUUACUCACGUAUUCUACUCCAUUACUGCACGGUAAUCUCUCUCUCUUUCU
Telopea speciosissima is the source of this 1690-nucleotide messenger RNA. Its product is annotated as zinc finger protein CONSTANS-LIKE 15-like. The coding region runs from base 64 to 1566 and encodes 500 amino acids. Gene Ontology annotation, molecular function: zinc ion binding; protein binding. Lineage: Eukaryota; Viridiplantae; Streptophyta; Magnoliopsida; Proteales; Proteaceae. The transcript has 4 exons. The record is from RefSeq and is a predicted model, not a curated record.